Messenger RNA from Ctenocephalides felis (cat flea), 3266 nucleotides. RefSeq lists its product as uncharacterized. Gene Ontology annotation, biological process: G protein-coupled receptor signaling pathway. Gene Ontology annotation, cellular component: cytoplasm. Bases 21 to 3266 code for a protein of 1081 amino acids. Lineage: Eukaryota; Metazoa; Arthropoda; Insecta; Siphonaptera; Pulicidae. The transcript has 25 exons. The record is from RefSeq and is a predicted model, not a curated record. Gene Ontology annotation, molecular function: G protein-coupled receptor binding; guanyl-nucleotide exchange factor activity.
GUCUUUAUGAUUAAUGGACAAUGAAUAAUAAUAAUUCUGGAGCGUCUGACAAUAGAUCGAUGUCAGCCUUGUCAUUGAACAACGGUUCGUUUCGCCGUUCGCUCGGCAGUACGGGCUCAUCGGUACCUAAUACUCCUGUGCUAUCUAUUUUUUCUUCCACCGUUAUUGUCAACAAAGAUAAUGCAGGCUAUGGAAUGAAGGUAUCUGGUGAUAAACCUGUAUAUGUGCAGAGUGUAAAAGACGGUGGCGCAGCACAAAGAGCAGGUCUGCAUAGUGGCGAUAAAAUAAUAAAAGUCAACGGCGUGGAUGUGACACAUUCUACUCAUACGGAAGUUGUUGCACUAAUUAAAGCAAAUGCGCAAGUAGUAUUAACGGUACAACAGCGGGUUACGUGUGGCGACAUGUGCUCAACGCGCAACAUCCAAUCUGCUACAGUUACGUCGCCAAAUAACAAUACCAUUUCCAGCGGAAGAGCUGGCAUAACUGCUCCUCGACCUGUCGAUAAUGAAAAAAUGCGACAACUUGAAUUGCAUCGUAUACAAACAUUACGCAUGAUGCUAGAAGAAGAGCAAAAGCAUCUGGCGACUUUACGAAGUAAACCUGGAAAACGCCAAGAGAUACAACGAGCAGAAGCUCGUGUUCAUACACUUCAAGAACAGUUGAAAGCCCUUGAUACUGAGGGAUCUCUUGCUUUAUCUCCUACUAAUGCCGCUCAAUCUGAUAACACCACAACAUCUCAUUUUAACCCUCACUUUUUAUCCCGUUUUCCGAGAAGUUUGAGUAACUUGAGCCUGGGUGGACGUGCCAAGAAAAAUGAAAAGGAUGACAAUAACCACGAAAAAUGUGAUAUACGUGAGGGUCACGCUAGUGUGGUUAUAGACGCGCCUCCACCUUUGCCUCAGCGGAACAAAAACAUGAUGGACUGGUUGCAGGAACAGACUUCUGUGGAUAAUUUCACUGAUUUGGAUCUGUCAAUAGAUGAUAAUACAAAACAGAUUCUGAACUCUUUUUUGGAACACGAACGAAAUCCAUUUGUUAGUGAUGUGAAUAAUACUCCGCCACCGUUACCGCCUAGGCAAGAUCGCCCCCUUCCAAACUCGAUAGACACUGUUAUGAAUCAUCCCUUAGUCUCAACAUGUGCUCCAGCUUUAUGUGAUAACAUUACCAACCCUGCUUUACAAACAAAGUCGGCUAAAUCGGGUCAUAAACGUACACAAUCUUCUUCAGAUCCGGUUGUGAUAUCACCUAGCAACUGCGCAGAAAGACAAAGUAAGAGUUCUAGAGGAUCUUGGGGUCAUCCAGAAGCUACACCGCCGGGUACACCUCCUCCACCAUAUCCAUCAUUAACUAAUGCAGAUGAGGAAAUAGCAGAUGCAUGGAAUUUUCAGUUUUGUAACUCUAUUACAAAAUCGGAAGAUUUGCAUGACAGAAAAGGAACCUUAACUAAUACAUCUGACUCAAUACAGGCAGCACAAAGUGUUACGUCGCAACAACAUAUUAUUUCCAUGGAAGAUGAAGAAGUCUCAGACUCAGAGACAACUGUGGAGGAACAUGGACCUUUUAAAUCAUUACGUUUGUUACUGGAGCAUCCGGGCCACGUUGCUGUAUUUCUAAAUUAUUUGUUCACUAAUGCACAGCCAGCAUCAUUGCUUUUUUAUCUUAUCACAGAUAUAUACAGAGAUGGAAAUCUAAAAGAUAUGCGAAGAUGGGCUUAUGAAAUACAUUCUACCUUUUUAGUGCCUGGAGCACCUUUACAUCUUCGUAAUGUAGAUGAAACUAUGGCAAGAGAAAUAGAUGAUGUUUUGCUUUAUGAAUCUGAUAAGGAAGAAAUUUUAAGAAAAAUAUUUUUAAGGGCUAGAACAAAAGCUAAGGAAGAACUUACAGCACAGCUAAAUCACUUCCAAGUGACAAGGACAGUUGGUUUAGGAAUGAUGUUUGGGCCUAAUGAUAUUUCACUUGACACUGCCAUUGGCGAUAGGUCUAAAGAAAUUCGAGUAAUUGAAAUGGCUUUAUUGUCAAAUUUGGAAUCAUAUUUAGAAGACUUGGAUUCAAAUAAAGAAAAUGUUGAUUAUAAGCGGUAUGCAACAGCACAAGCUUUGGCCACAGUUCUCUUACGAUGGUUUCGUAUAUCACUCAAUUCACAGUAUUUGUCAUCUUCAGUCUUAGAACGAUGCCCUACAUUUGUUAGCAAAGAGAAGACAUUCAGAGGCAAGCUUAUUGGAAAAAGUAGAAAGUUGGUGGUUCGAGAACAUCAUUUACUGUUCCGGCAAUAUUAUAUUGUAACACAUUGCAAUCAGUGUCAUGAUAUCAUAUGGGGAGUUGGACCACAAGGAUACCAUUGUUCUGAUUGUGGACUAAAUAUCCAUAGAGGUUGCAGUCGAGUUCUCGAGGAGGAUUGUCCUGGCCCUCCUGUCAAUACGAAUUCCAAAUCAAAACAAAAUCAAACGGAUCGACGAAUAUCUAAACUUAUGGAAAAGAUAAGACCUAACCAUCAUUUUAUCAAUACUGAGAAACAGCAGCGCAUGCAAGAGGAGGAUACCAUUGAAGAAUUUCCUGGAUCUAAUGCUGCUGAUCGUCCGUCAUCAAUGUUGUUGAGCAGAAAUACUUCGCAAAGGGGUAACUCUUUAUCGACACCAGAGAAGGGAGAGAGUGCUGAUGACAGUCAUUGCUUAAUAGAUGAAGUACAAAAUGAAAAUUCGAAACCGAAAAGCGCACCUGUCUCCGUAAAUCGGUCCGAGUCAUACAAGGAACGACUAUCUCAAAGGCGAAGUAUGAAUCAGAGGCGAAAAACAAGUGACCCGAAUUUAUCCAAAACAAUCGAUGACAGCAGAGAUCACAAUGUUUCGCAAGCAAGUUCAACAAAUUCAAGUACAUCUAGUCUUUCCUCCAGAAGUUUAGAAAGCCCAAGUAUAUCACUCGAGGCCGUGCAUGGCGGAUCCAGUGCAUCACAAGCUGCGGGCGGCUUGAUGCUUGGAUCGACUUCGAUUGAUCUUCAAGGUGGUGACUCGGAUGAAAGCGAAAAUAGGCGAGAUUGGACAAUACAGGUGCCACCGGAAAUACUCGGCACGCUCACCGAUAAAGAUAAAAAUUCCAAGAAGUUAUCAACGGUAUCUGGUGAUAAACCUGUAUAUGUGCAGAGUGUAAAGACGGUGGCGCAGCACAAAGAGCAGGUCAACGGCGUGGAUGUGACACAUUCUACUCAUACGGAAGUUGUUGCACUAAUUAAGUCAAAGAAACUAUUGAUAUGGGCGUAUUAUUAUGCGUAA